Uranotaenia lowii is the source of this 4050-nucleotide messenger RNA. RefSeq lists its product as uncharacterized. Gene Ontology annotation, molecular function: aspartic-type endopeptidase activity; nucleic acid binding; zinc ion binding. Gene Ontology annotation, biological process: DNA integration; proteolysis. The transcript is spliced from 4 exons. The record is from RefSeq and is a predicted model, not a curated record. NCBI's taxonomy places the organism in Eukaryota, Metazoa, Arthropoda, Insecta, Diptera, Culicidae. Bases 1 to 4050 code for a protein of 1349 amino acids.
AUGACAUCCCCAGACAACCAAUUGAUGGAAGAAUCCCGACCUGUGCCCCCGUUUCGUUGUAAUCAAAUUGAAUCAAGUAAGCUUGCCAAAGAAUGGCGCUCCUGGAAGGAGUCUCUAGAGUGCUAUUUUGCAGCCUAUGGCAUUGAUGACCAGUAUAUGAUGAAGGCCAAGCUCCUCCAUUUGGGUGGACCAGCACUUCAGACCGUAUUCAAAAAUUUGAAAGACAGCGAUCACAUUCCUUUAGUCGCUGUUGUCCCCAAAUGGUACGAUGUCGCUGUUGAGAAGCUGGAUGAAUUCUUCGAACCACGUCAUCAAAGUACUUCUGAGCGCCGUAAACUACGCCAAAUGACUCAAAAGAUGGGCGAGCGAUUCGCAGACUUUAUAAUUCGUCUAAAGCAACAGAUUGUGGAAUGCGGGUUCGAGAAAUACGGAUGUUCGUCUAACGAAGUCCGACGUCGUAUUCUGUUGAAAGACCUACCUUUCGACGAAAUUGAGGCACUAGGUAUCGCCCAGGAAAGUGUGGAACACCAAAUGGAAGCAAUCUCGGCACCAACUGGAAAUAUCAUCCGUAUUGGACAGUCUUUGCGUCAAAGAAGAGACAAUCAUGCUUAUCCCAGGAAAAGUUUCUCAGAACGAGCAGGUUUCCAAAGACCAAAUUUGGAUUCCUUCAGAAAGGUCGCAUUCGAAAAGACGUGCUACAAUUGUGGUGGGCCAGGACACUUUGCCUCCUCCAGGAUCUGUCCCGCUAGGGGAAAAAUGUGUCCGUAUUGUAAGAUUUACGGUCACGUGGAGGAGAAAUGCCGCAAGAAGAAAAAUGACCAAGGCUCCGGAAAUCAGUCUGGAAAGAAUCUCAACAAUAUUCAACUGAUUGCAAAUGCUGUUCCCUUGGAUCCUCCCAAGAACAAGGCCGUCGAAGAGAAUAGCCAGGCGAAGGUGUAUUACGCCUUUUAUUCCGGGAAUGAGUCAAACGUUAUCGCGUGUUUGGUUGGAGGUGUCAAAGUCGAAUUACUUGUCGAUUCCGGCGCUGACGCCAAUUUGAUUACUGGCAAAAUGUGGUCCAAAUUGAAACAGGACGGCAUACAAAUCAUUUCUUCUACCAAAGGCUGCUCACGAAUUUUAAAGGCAUACGGAAGCGAUGAACCUUUACCUAUUUUGGGAUCGUUUGUGGCAGACAUUGAAGUUGGUAAGAAAAAGAUUAGAAGCGAGUUUUUGGUCGUCGAGAAUGGCCAAAAGUGUCUGCUAGGGGAUAAAUCAGCCAAAGCCCUUGGGGUGUUGAAGGUCGGGUUUAAUGUUAAUACUGUACAAGGAUCUCAACCAUUCGCAAAGAUUAAAGGAAUACAGGCAACAAUUCGUAUGGCACCUAACAUAACACCAGUGUUCCAGCCCAUGAGAAGAAUUCCGUUGCCUUUGGAAGAGUCGGUUCAUCGUAAAUUAGAUGAGAUGAUGAAACGCGAUAUAAUUGAAAUCAAAACUGGACCAACCAGCUGGGUUUCACCUCUAGUAAUUGUAGGUAAAGCAGAUGGUCAGCUUCGACUAUGCUUGGAUCUACGUCGCGUGAACGAAGCUGUACAACGCGAACAUCACCCUAUGCCACUUGUGGAUGACUACCUAGCACGCCUGGGAAAAGGGCGUAUUUGGAGCAAGCUGGACAUUCGAGAUGCCUUUCUCCAAAUUGAGCUUGCCGAAGAUUCAAGAGAUGUGACAACGUUUAUCACUAACCAGGGCUUGUAUCGUUUCAAACGCCUCCCGUUCGGACUUGUCACGGCACCGGAACUUUUUCAAAAGGCGAUGGAUCAGAUCUUAACCGGAUGUGUCGGGGCAUUCUGGUAUCUGGACGAUGUGAUCGUAGAAGGGAAGAACUUGCAGGAACACGAUGAACGUCUUGAUGAGAUCAUUUCUCGGUUCAAAAAGCAAGGAGUGGAACUCAAUUGGGAAAAGUGCCUGCUGCGGGUUACGGAACUUGAUUUCUUGGGGCACAAGAUUUCACCGCUUGGAAUAAGGCCGAGUGAUACGAAAAUUCAAGCAUUACUUUCCUUUCGUGAACCACAAAACGAGGCAGAAACUCGCAGCUUCUUAGGUUUAGCUAAUUAUAUGAACAAAUUCAUACCUGGUUUGUCAACAAUCGAUGAACCAUUGCGUAACCUCUUGAAAAAAGAUGUGGUUUUCACUUGGGAAGAAGCUCAUAGACAAGCAUUUCAUAAGAUCAAAACUUGCAUGACCAACGUUUGUACGCUAGGGUUUUAUCGAAUUCAAGAUCGAACUGCCCUUAUGGCUGAUGCGAGUCCAAGUGGUCUUGGUGCAAUGUUGAUCCAAUUCAACAACGACAACGAACACCGAGUCAUUAGUUUCGCCUCAAAGUCACUGACGGAAACAGAAAGAAGAUACUGUCAGACAGAGAAGGAGGCAUUAGCGAUAGUGUGGAGCGUCGAACGCUUCCAGUACUACCUACUUGGGAAAAAGUUCGAAAUUUUGUCAGACUGCAAAGCGUUAGAAUUUCUGUUCACUCCACGUUCAAAGCCCUGUGCACGCAUCGAACGCUGGGUGUUACGCCUACACACCUUCGACUAUCAGGUAAGGCACAUUGCUGGGGUAGACAACAUAGCGGACGCUUUGUCACGUCUUUCAGUUCUCGAUGCUAAACCAUUUGAUAGCUCUGAGGAAUUGUUCAUUCACAUGGUAGCAAACACAGCGGUCCAGUCGAUGGCUUUGUCAUGGGAAGAUAUACGUAUAGCAUCACAGAACGACUCUGAAAUCACCAACAUCAUACAAUGUUUAAUCGAUAAUACAAUUGAUAAGAUUCCCUUGGAGUAUAAAAUUCUCUUUCAAGAGCUAUGUCAUGUUGAUGGAGUUCUAUUACGGGGUGACAGAAUUAUCAUACCACAGACACUAAGAGACAAGGUCAUGACUACAGGGCAUGAAGGGCACCCAGGAAUUUCCAUGAUGAAACAAUUUAUGAGAUCUUAUGUCUGGUGGCCAAAAAUGGACAUGGCUAUCGAGAAAUAUGUGCGGAACUGCAGAGGGUGCACACUUGUUUCGGCACCAGAUCCCCCAGAGCCCAUGCAACGAAGCCAGCUUCCGUCAUUUCCAUGGCAAAUUGUUGCCCUUGAUUUUCUUGGGCCUUUACCAGAGGGACAACACCUUUUGGUUGUUAUUGAUUGUUAUUCCCGAUUCAUGGAAAUUUGUGAAAUGGAGUCUACAACAGCUGUAGACGUCUCGCGUGAACUAGCCGUUAUGUUCAGCAGAUAUGGUGUUCCUCAUGCCAUCAAAGCAGACAAUGCACCUCAGUUGAGUGGGCAGUGCGGAGGUUUUAAAGAAUUUUGUCAAACACAUGGUGUUCAAAUCUGGAAUACAAUUCCAUACUGGCCGCAAUCCAACGGAGAAGUCGAGAGGCAAAACCGUUCAAUAUUAAAACGUCUCAAGAUUUCCCAAGAACUUGGCAAAGACUGGAGAGCUGAGUUGCGAAAAUACUUGCUUACCUAUCAUGCAACUCGUCACCCUACUACUGGAAAAUCACCAGGUGAGCUGAUGUUCGGUCGAAGAAUGAAUACUACGCUUCCAACGAUUUCAAUUUUUUCUGAAGAUGAAGCGGUACGUGAACAGGAUGCGGUAGUAAAACAAAAAGGCAAAGAAUAUGCUGAUCACAAGAGGAGAGCCAAGGACAGUGGCAUUGAAGUUAAUGAUCAUGUGCUUGUAAAACGGAUGAGGAAGAAUAACAAAUUACAAACUGAGUUUGCAAAUGAAGAGUUUAUCGUUCGCGACAAAGCUGGGACCGACACCCUCAUUGAAUCCACCGUUACAGGAAAGAGAUACUCCCGAAGCUCUGCACAUUUGAAAAAGCUCAACAUUGAGAAACCGGAUAGUGAAACACAGAAUCCCGAAACAUUGGUUCCGGUAGAGUCGUCAACAAGUCUACCAUCGGUUGGUGUUGAUCAGUCUGAGAAGGAUACUAAAGUUGAAGAUGAGAUAACCACUAACGAAGAGCUUAAGGAAGUAAAGAAAAGAACAAGAGUGCCACCAACAAAGUUUAAAGACUAUGUAUCGUUUGAAUAA